UUUGUAGAUUAAAUAGAAUCGUGGGAGAAAAAUGCGUAUACUAACUUUGGGCCACAGCAACGAUAAGUUCGACACUGCGCUCCAACGCGGAUGCUGCAUAGAGAAAGCGAGUGAGAGAGAGUAAGGUCGAACGUAAGUGAAAUCAGAUGCAUCAUACAGGAGUGAAAGAGAUCAAGUCAGCUUAAAUUACUAGCACGCGCACGCUUGCACGUUUGUCGUUUUCGCGCUCCAUCGAACGCGACGUGAUGCGAUGCAACAGGUGGUACGACAGGUGGUACUAUGCACAUAAUUCUGCUCUAGCAAGACCAACCGGUAGAUAGAAAACAGAUUUCUCUGGUCCUUGAAUAAUAUAAAAUAAUUUAUAUUUUUGAUUAUGAGAAACAAGAUUUUUCUGUUGCAAUGCUAUGAUUAGUGUAAUAAUUAUGAUACAAGCAUCAUCGUCUGACGCAAAUUCGCCCUUCGACCUGUAGUUCUUAAGCAAUAUGCGUAUAAAAGAAAGAGAGAAAAAGAAAAGUAUAGCUGCAAAGAACUGCGACAUGGCGCUGACCAAUCAGCGUAGAGACUAGUAUAAGAUGCAUUUGGGAACACCGGUGCAGGUUACAACUUGAUUGAAAACAAAACAUCAUCAACGGUCUGGCGGGAACGAGUAGGAACUAUGGAAAGUUUCACGUGGAUGUAACCGAAAUUGUUGAACACAUAUAUUAGUUGUUUGAUGAAGCCUUUUCUCAUCUAACGGCAUUCGUCAUGCUUGGAUAAAACAGUAUGAAAUCUGAAAGCAACCUCAAGCAAGACGACAAAUAAUAUCAACAGAAUUUGAACGCCUGUGUUCCACGUUUUUUGUUUAAAUGUGUCGUUGGUUCAGUUGCAGCCGCUUGAAACAUGGAAAAUAAUGUGAAUAAUCGAAAGAAAAGAGCCUCGGAGAAGUCUAAUGAGCAUCAGACUAAACGCUCUAAGCACAUCGAAAGUGAUGAUGCUGUGACAGAGUAUACAGCUGGAAAAGUGAAAAAGAUUCGGGUUCGUAACUUUAUGUGUCACGAAGCUUUGGAGAUAACAUUAAAUGAGAAUGUCAAUUUUAUUGUGGGGCGCAAUGGCAGUGGUAAAAGCGCUAUAUUGACAGCAUUAACUGUAGGACUUGGUGCAAAGGCUAAUGUGACGAGCAGAGGAACCUCUAUUAGAGAGUUUAUAAAGAAGGGUACAAAUAACGCUAUCAUUGAGAUAACAUUAAGUAACAAAGGAGAUACUGCAUACAAGUCUGAGAUUUAUGGUGAUGUGAUUACCGUUAUACGUAUAAUUGGAACUACUUACGCAUACAAGAUUAAAAAUUGGAGAGGAGAUAUCAUCUCUACAAAACGUGAAGAAUUAGACAAUAUUAUAACAACGAUGAACAUACAAAUUGAUAAUCCAAUAUCUGUUUUGAAUCAGGAUAUUUCGAGAACAUUUCUAGUUAGUUCUAAGCCUAGUGAAAAGUACAAUCUGUUCAUGAAAGCCACUCUCUUAAAUACUAUAGAAAAAAAUUAUAAUGAAGCUCGAGAGAUAUGCGAAGAAGAAUAUAAAAAAUUAAAACAAUAUUCUGAGGCAUUGUCACAAGUAAGGAAAGAAAUCCAAAAAUUGAAGGAAAAUAUCCAUAGAGUGGAAGAAAUAGAUGCAUCACGUGCGGAGUUAAAUGAUCUUGAAAUGGAACUUCAGUGGGCUAAGGCUAUUGUGGAAGAAAGUAAGCUUUGUAAGAUUCAGGAAACAUUAAAGAUGUAUGAAGAUCAAUUGCAAGAUCUUCAAAAUAUGGAGGCAUCUGUGGGAACUAAAGAUGAAGAAAUUGAUGAAAAAAUCAAAGAAGUGAAACAAAAAAUUCAGCAAGCAGAACAGGAAGCAAUAGAUAGCAGCGAAGCAUUUAAAAGCGCAAAGGAGAAAUAUUUGGCUGCAAAUGAGACAUAUCACAACAAGCAGCGUGAGUGGCGUUCAGCAGCGAAUAAAAGAAAGCGAUUAGAAGAUGAUAUUAAUUUGCUAAAGAAAGAAAUUCAAAAGUUAGAAGGCUGCAAUCUUGAAGAACAUAAUAAAAGAAGAGAAGAAACAGAACGUCUAUCACAGUUAGAAGAACGACUGGACGAACUCGGAGCUUCCUUGCGCACAAAGCAAACCGAAUUGAUGCAUUUAGAAGCUGAUAAGAUGCGACUUUCGCAAGAAGUACAAUCCGCCAAAAUUGAAAUAGAUAAUUCAAAUUGGCGCGUAGAAAAGAUAAAAAAGGAAUUAAUUGCGUUCGAGCAACAAUCUGAUAACGCACUAAGUGUGUUUGGACCAAAUAUACCGCGUCUACUGAGGAGAAUUGAAGAGGAAUAUAAAAAAGGGCGAUUCAAGGAAAAGCCACGUGGUCCUAUUGGUGCUUAUAUAAAAAUGAAGGAUGCAGCGUGGGCGCCAGCAGUGGAAAGUUACCUAGGUUCUCGCCUUCUUGGUUCGUUUUGUGUGGAUAACAAUCAAGAUGCCAAAUUCUUGAACGGCAUCAUGAAGGAAAUUUACUACAACGAAAACUUCCCCCAAAUUAUAUCUAGCAAGUUCUUUCAUAAGAUGCACGAUGUUAGACGUCACUGCACUCAAUCGCCACACCAUUCUAAUCUGCUAGAGGCUAUGGUUAUAGAAGAUCCCAUCGUGGCUAAUGCCUUGAUCGAUCAACGUGAGAUUGAAUGUAUUCUCCUUAUACCAAAGAGUACAGAGGCAUGCGAGAUAAUGUCAGACAGAACGAAAGUACCAAAGAAUUGCAAGAGAGCGUUUACUCAGCGAGGUGACGUAUUCUAUCCUGAUCCAAAUUAUAGGACUUACGGCGGAAGGUGUAAUGGACGCGCUAAAUUCCUUCAAGUUUCUACCAUGGAAGCGAUGCAAACACUAAAAGAAGACCUUCAGGUAGCGGAAAAUAAAAAGCAGGAUGCCAUUAUAGCACACAAAACUGUAUGUGAUAAAAUAAAACGUACUAAUUCUGAAUUAAAUCACGUUAGCACGACAGUUGGCAAGCUAAAAUCCGCGCAAAGUGAAUGCACUAAUUUGAUUAAUGAAUUAAAAUAUAAAAUGGAUUCGAGCAAUGCUACAUCGGCUGAUGUUUUUCGGAAUGAAGCUGCAGAAUUAGAAAAGAAGUUGGCGCAGGAAAACGCCGCAGAGAAGCUUCUUGCUGAGAACGUAAAGGAAUUUCAGAAAAACGUAGAAUCUCUCAACACCGAGGUCAAACGUUGCAGAGACUUAAGGCACAAUUUAAACACAAUAAUUGAUCCCCUCAAGGAUCAAAUAAGAGAGUUUACACUGCAGAAAGAAAGACAUCGACAGAAGUGUAUGCGCGCCACUCGGAAGUUACAGGAAGUUCGCCAAGCUGUGCAAUGUGCAACAGGAGAGUUCGAAAUACAAGAGAGAGCCACGAAGAAAGCGGUGUCCAAUGCCACUUCAAAAUAUCCUAACAGGAUAGACACGACCAGAUCGAUAAACGAAAUCAAAACUUUGUUAAGCGAUUUACGGGAAAAGAUUUCCGAAGUGGAGCAUCAGUAUGGCACUAUGGAUGAUUUGCGGAAACAAUUGAGAGAAAAAGAGGAGAAGUAUGGAGUGAACAUUGAAUUUACGUCCAAGUUAAGAGAAAGUUGUGAAAAACACAUUAAACGAGUAAAAGAGCGACAGAAGUUAUUUAUUGAAUUGAGGGAUCUAUACAGUGUUUACGUGCAAAAGUCUUUCACUGAUAUGCUUUCUCUAAGACAAUACCAGGGCACUGUGGUGAUCGAUCACGUUAACAAAGUGCUUGACUUAAGCGUUAGUGCGCGGGACAACAAGAUCGACAACAACAGCAACAACACCAGGUCGCUCUCGGGAGGCGAGCGAUCUUACUCAACAGUCGCCUUUAUCUUGGCCCUCUGGGAUUGCAUUCAACUACCUUUUUAUUUUCUUGACGAGUUUGAUGUGUUUAUGGACAAAGUAAAUCGACGGGUGAUAAUGGAUAUUCUUUUGGAACACACCAGAACGCAUAAGCAGAGUCAAUUCGCUUUUCUCACACCUUUAGAUACGUCGGAUAUUCUUGCCGAGGAUUAUAUAACAAUUCAUCAAUUAGAACCACCAGAGAGGAGAGGUCUGAGUCAGUAAAUACCUGAAUGCUGCUUUUUUUUUCCAGUGAUAGGAUUUCUUUUUUGUUGUUCGCAUUCAGGUAUGAGAACAUAUUUGAUUCUGUCGUAAACAAACGCACGUAAACUCGUCUAGCAAUAAGAAUAAUUUAUGCUAUCGUUUUUAGUUGAAAAAUAAGUUUUAAAUAUUUAUUAUCACACAUUCAUAUAAGAAGAUACGUAUGCAGAAUGAUAAUCAAAUUUAUUUUUGUGAGUCCAUUUUAUGUAAGAAUAGCGGCAAAUCUUACGUUUGCAUACAUGUGAUAAAUACUUUAAAGGUGGAGUGAUCUUCAACAAAGUUUUUAUUUGAAAAGUGAUACACAUGUCAAAGAAUAAGAUUUUUGUUAUCAAAACAUUAAAAGUGCCUUCGAUAUUGCAUAUGAAAUUUUUUUUAUAAUAAAAGUCAGUUAAU
Molecule: messenger RNA, 4530 nt
Organism: Linepithema humile (Argentine ant)
Lineage: Eukaryota; Metazoa; Arthropoda; Insecta; Hymenoptera; Formicidae
Gene: SMC6
Product: Structural maintenance of chromosomes 6
Biological process (GO): double-strand break repair via homologous recombination
Cellular component (GO): site of double-strand break; nucleus; Smc5-Smc6 complex
Molecular function (GO): damaged DNA binding; single-stranded DNA binding
Source: RefSeq, a predicted model, not a curated record